Siniperca chuatsi (mandarin fish) is the source of this 4032-nucleotide messenger RNA. RefSeq names its product guanine nucleotide-binding protein G(olf) subunit alpha-like. Gene Ontology annotation, molecular function: G protein-coupled receptor binding; GTP binding; G-protein beta/gamma-subunit complex binding. Gene Ontology annotation, cellular component: heterotrimeric G-protein complex. Lineage: Eukaryota; Metazoa; Chordata; Actinopteri; Centrarchiformes; Sinipercidae. The record is from RefSeq and is a predicted model, not a curated record. Gene Ontology annotation, biological process: adenylate cyclase-modulating G protein-coupled receptor signaling pathway.
UCCACUAAAGGAUCAGGUGAUCUACUAACUACGAAGCGAAGGCUGACUGGGGAAAAUGCAAAAUGACAUAUAGCAAAUGUCGGAGCAUAAUUCAUUCACAUUUUCGGCUCAGAUUCGGACUUAAAUCGCACCGCUGGAGCUCCAAUGUGACGAUGGCUCGUUAGGGCUUGUGGCGUAACUGCGAUUUUUUUUUUGAUAUUUUAAUUUAUGAAAAAUCACAUUCACAGACAAAUAUUGGUUUCAACAUGGGGCUGUGCUACAGUUUGCGUCCCCGGCUCUUCGGGGACCUGAGCGGGUCUAUCUCCAACGCUACCUCGGACUCGGACCAGCCUCCGGACGCCGCCGUGCCUAGCCGCGCCGGGGGAGCUCGCCAGGAGGACACCGGGGGUGCGGGAGAGACUUCGUCCCUACGCGGCGGCGGUGGUGGCGGCGGCGGCGGCCCGGUGCGCCCCGGGGACUCUGCUAGGCUCCCGGCCGGGGAGCACCGCCGUGGAGACACCGGUACCGACGGUGUCCUCAUACAAAACGGAGGUGGCGGCGGAGGAGGAGGAGGAGGAGGCAGCGGUAAGGGGACAGGCAAGGACCGCGGCCGACGCUUACAGCUGUUGCAAAAGACUAGCACCCAAAAGCAGAAAAACUGGGACAAAUUGCUGGUGGAGGAGAAGGAGGCCGAGAAGGAGGCGAAGAAAGUCAGUAAGAAUAUUGACAGGGCGCUGAAGGAGCUGAAACGGGAGUACAAACAGACGCAUCGGCUGCUGCUGCUCGGUGCGGGAGAGUCCGGAAAAAGCACCAUUGUGAAGCAGAUGAGGAUUCUACACGUCAACGGCUUCAACGCGGAAGAAAAGAAACAGAAAAUCCAAGAUAUUCGGAAAAACGUGAAGGAUGCCAUAGUGACUAUAGUGUCUGCGAUGAGCACUUUAAUACCCCCAGUCCCACUAGCCAACCCAGAGGACCAAUUCAGAAUCGAAUACAUCAAAAGCAUAGCACCUCUCUCUGAUUUUGACUAUUCACAGGAGUUCUUUGAUCACGCAAAGAAGCUGUGGGACGACGAAGGAGUGAAGGCAUGCUUUGAGAGGUCCAAUGAGUACCAGCUCAUCGACUGUGCACAAUAUUUCCUGGACAGAAUUGACUCUGUAAGACAGAACGACUACACACCAACGGACCAGGACCUGCUACGCUGCCGAGUGUUAACUUCAGGGAUUUUCGAGACGAGGUUCCAAGUAGACAAAGUGAACUUUCACAUGUUUGAUGUUGGGGGCCAGAGAGAUGAAAGGAGAAAAUGGAUCCAGUGCUUUAAUGACGUCACUGCUAUCAUCUUCGUGGUGGCCAGCAGCAGCUACAACAUGGUAAUAAGGGAAGACAAUAACACCAACAGGCUACGGGAAGCCCUGGACCUCUUCCGCAGUAUUUGGAACAACAGAUGGUUACGCACUAUAUCAGUCAUAUUAUUCCUGAACAAGCAGGACAUGCUGGCUGAGAAAGUAUUAGCUGGAAAAUCCAAAAUUGAAGACUACUUCCCCGAAUAUGCUCGCUACACCAUACCAAAUGAAGCAACUCCUGAACCUGGUGAAGACCCAAGAGUGACAAGAGCAAAGUUCUUCAUCCGAGACGAGUUUCUUCGGAUCAGCACUGCGAGUGGCGACGGCAGGCACUACUGCUACCCCCACUUCACCUGCGCCGUGGACACAGAGAACAUCCGGCGGGUGUUCAAUGACUGCCGGGACAUCAUCCAGAGAAUGCACCUGCGGCAGUACGAACUCUUGUGAUGGGAGACCGCCUCCGUCAGCCUUCUGUGUUUUUCUCCACCAUUCUGCAUCCUUGACGAACCCUUCCUCUUCCUCCCCCCUUACCCUCACCCCGCCCUCCUCCCCCAAAGAAACCCUCAACAACCCCUGACCACCCCUCCUGUCGAGGACUAUGAAGUACUACUGAAGUGUGUCAAAUCCUCUUCCUCUUCUUAACUUCUUAGCUUUUUGUACUUUUUGUUUUUUUUUCCUCUGAGACCGAUUCAUCCCCAUUUCACCGACGUGAAAGGAAGGUUGGGGGACAAAGUUGCGUGCCGCUUAUUAUUUUUACUUCUUUUUCUUUUAAUCCUUCCUUUUGAAUGCCUUGAUUUUUGUCAUUCCACUAAGCCUUGGGCUACCCCCCCCCCAUCCAUCUGUUUUUGGCUUUGUCAUUGGACCUGGACUGGUGGGUGUGGAUACAUAAAAACACAGGACCUCAGUGUAGAGGCAGUGUGUGUUAAUGUGUGUGUGUGUGUGUAAUGAAGAGAAGGAGGAAUGCCAUGUGAGCGAGCGAGUGCGUGCGCGCACGCGUGUGUGUGUUCAUGUUUGUGUGUCACCUGCCAGUUAAAAGCUGGGAUCACCACCAUGACCUUUGCCCCCCCCCUUUUUUUUUUCUUCCCCCCAUCACCCCCUCCAACCUGCUUCUUCUUCUCCGCGUGGAAGACGACUGGACGGCGACGAAACCGGAGAGCGACGGGAGUGGAUGGAGGGGAACCGAGUGGAUGAAGAGAUAAAUGCACUUUGCAUCAGGUUCCUUAAUAACUUCUUUAUUUUUUUUUUUUCUUUGUUGUUGUUGUUGUUGUUUUUUCUCCAGAGGAAGCAUACACACAAUGUAGCAUCACAAUAUUUAUUACCCUGUCACGAUGUUAGCUUGCCGAGCUGCAGGGCGCACCGAGAAGCCGAGAGACAUGUGGAGCGAAAGAUUAAACUGGGAGGGGGCAGUAAAUAAAUUACGACGUGAAGAAGGAUUUAAAUGAAGGAAAAGGGACUGAGCUCUCUGCACCUUAGCCCUGCUGCCUCCACGGACUCAGACCUGCCUCCUUUUUCCACACAAACCAUCCUUUUAGCUUAGAGAUACUCAUGGGAGGGGAGGGGAGGGGAGGGUGGGGUGGGGCGGGAGAGAAAAAAAUGUAUUGUUAUCUUAUUUUUUUUGUUAACUUGUACACUGUGCAAGGUUGAAUUAUCCUGUACAGACUGUAAAAUGUAAUAUUAUUUUGUACAACUUAAUUGAAAGAAAAACAAAUCUACUUGUAGAUCUUUGUGCCUUGAUUAUGGCUGUACCUGUAAAUGAGCUCAGAUGUAAGUAUGUUUUCGACUGCGCUGUACAGCUUGAUGUCAAUCUCUAUCAGCAGCGGAAGACUGCGGGUAGGGGACUUUCUCUGUAGAGUUUAGUUUUUUCUGGUUUAUAAAAAAAAAAGGAAAUGCUGUUUAGUAAAAAAUAAAAAAUAGGGAAAAAAUCCUAAAAACCUGUAUACAUUAUGCAAAUUAACCACUUACCUGCAGUGAAGACCAGAUGUUGCAGCGCCAUGCCUUUUUUUUUUUUUUUUUUUUUUUUUUUAUUUUUCCUCCUUUUUAUUUUUUUGAAUUUCACAGCUUUAAACAAACAUUGGAAAUCCAUUGAAAGUGUCCAAAUUGCAACCUGGUGUUGUUUUAAUAGGAACCAACGUUUUUUCGAUAUGAAGUGUGUCUGAGAUCUGUACUGAUGUGCGUGCCUGUGCGCAUGUGUACAUAAAACAAACAUAGACUCACAGACGCAUUGUGUGUGCGUGUGCGUGCGUGUGAGAGAGCGAGUGUGCGUUGUGUGUAAAAUUUUAUAAAUGUAUGUACAUGUAAAUUUAUAGGUCUAUAUAAAUAUAUAUGUACAAUUAUACAUGUUUAAUUAUGUGUGUGCCUAGGUGUACAUACCUAUGUAUGUAUACGGUAAAUAUGUAUACAUACACACAUAGGAAAGCAUGUUUAGAAUGGAGAUGAAUAAAUGAGAGCGUGCAAUAUUAGUAAUCCUUUGGUCCUUUGGAGCCAUACCCAAUGGCACAGGCACUAUGAAUGUGUGAGCAGCACCCAACAAGACAAGCUCUUCUCCUUGUACAAACAGCAUCAGCCUUUUCUUCUGCUACAGUACACGUCUAUCCCCAAAAGAGAGUGAACUGACUGGAGGUGCAAAACCUUGUUUGGCCUGGGAGGAUGAUUAAAUGACAUUUUUAUUUUCUUUAAAUAAAGAGGCACAUUAGAGGACUUUGCUUUAUUUCCA